Messenger RNA from Fusarium fujikuroi IMI 58289, 1080 nucleotides. RefSeq lists its product as uncharacterized. The transcript has 2 exons. The record is from RefSeq and is a predicted model, not a curated record. Lineage: Eukaryota; Fungi; Ascomycota; Sordariomycetes; Hypocreales; Nectriaceae. The coding region runs from base 1 to 1080 and encodes 359 amino acids.
AUGGCAAUCGAGAGUCCAACCUCGAGGAAGCAUCAGGAGCAUGGCGGGCUUAUAGGCCUCUCGGCUAAUAGUUCCCAAGCUCUGACUCCUUUGACGCAAUUGUACAAUCCCCCGUCCCUGCACAAAGUGCAUGCAAGAGCAGACUGGGUCAUUGAGCAAGUUCGGCAAUGGUUGUACCCGCACCUUGAGCAACUGGGCGCUGAGAAGCUCAUCAAGGGAAUUGUCAACGAGACAGCGUCCAUGUGCACCUAUCUCUACCCAAACGCCGACGAUGAAGGAAUUUUUCUUGCCACGGGGUUCUUGACGGUUCAAUUUGUCAAUGACGACAUCUUUGAUAGUGCUGCUAUUCUCAAGGCUAUCCAGGCGACUGCGUCAGGACAGCGCUUGGCCAGAGAUCUCCAGAAGCUGCGCGACACUCCAAAGCGGCUUGCAGACGGGAUCGUAUGCGCUGCACGUAUAAUGCAGAAUCCUCUCGCAUAUGAAGAGUGCCGCGAGAUAAUAUCGGACUUGAAUACAGAUCCGUUUCUGUUGGGGGCUAUCUACGAGCUUUCCACGCGCAUGCACAUCCGUGGUCGGAAAAUUAACGAGGAGCGCUUCGAGGUCUGGCUUGGCAAGUUUUGUGCCGCCAUGAGUGACUUUGGCAAGUCUCAUGCCCUGAUCUACAGCGAAGCCAAGAACAUGACCGUAGAGGAAUACGCAGACCACAAACUGCGAAAUUCCGGAAUGAUCUAUACCGUUCUCUUCGUCGAGAUGGCAAUGGAGACGUUUUUGGAGGAUACAAAUAAUCUGCUUGCCGUGCUGGUACAUACGCAGAAUAUUAGCUUAUAUGAGGCUGCAAGACGAGUCGCGGAAAUGUCACAGAGACAUGCCCGGGAGGUCAAGCGCCAUCGGACUGAGAUUGAAGCCGAGUGCGAUGUUAAUAGCGAAGAGUAUACUGGUCUUGGAGCGUACAUGGUGGACAUGGAGUUAUUUGGCGCAGGGUGUUGGUUCUGGCAACUUCAGGGCACGAAGCGAUACUUCUCCAAGACGUCGCCAUUUGCUGAGCUGCGGCUGGAGGCAGAAGCUGAGAAGACAUACUAA